This is a messenger RNA of Eupeodes corollae, 1600 nucleotides long. RefSeq names its product CAP-Gly domain-containing linker protein 1. The transcript is spliced from 9 exons. The coding region runs from base 180 to 1532 and encodes 450 amino acids. Lineage: Eukaryota; Metazoa; Arthropoda; Insecta; Diptera; Syrphidae. The record is from RefSeq and is a predicted model, not a curated record.
GUACAAGCAAAAUAUCCUUGGUUACCUUGCAACCCCAUUCCAAUUUACUAUAGUAACGUGUUUUCCAAAACAACAAUAUUCAAAUUAAGUAAAUAAACUUCAAUAAAAUAAAUAUCUGUAAACAGUAUCAAAAUUCGAAUAAUGCAUAAAAUUUGGAAAACCUAAUUUCGUUGUCAAUUAUGACAACAAAUAUCAAUAUUUUACCCCCCGAUACAAAUUUUGAAGAAAUAAAGAACAGUUUCGAAAUCAUUAUUAAAAAAAUUGAACACGAACUGGAUUCUAACAAAGAGGAACAAGCCAAACUAAAGGAACAAGUUCAGAAUGAAUUAGAAAAUAAUAAUCGCAUCAUUUCGAACAUCAAUAGUAUUCAACCGGCUUCAGCUAUAGUAAGCGAUCAGAAUUGUAAAACUGAACAUAAACAACUGACUGAUGAUGCAAUAACGAAUUUAUCGAAGCAAGUGGAACAUUUAAAAGAGGAACGAAGUACCAUUCGACAGCUAUGGAAAACUUCUCAAGAAACAAUUACGAAUCUAGAAGUUGAGAUUCAAAACUAUCGUAAGCAGCUUUUUAAACCAAGUGCUUUUGCAGAGAUAAAAUAUCAAUAUAGCACUGCCAUUAAAAAUCUUCAAAAUAUAAUCCAAAACCAAAAGAAUGAACUUGCCAAACAAUCCCAAAUUAUUCGUGAUCAAGACAAUGAAAAGAAUCAAGCAAAUAUUCGUAUAAAAGAAUUGCAAGCUAUAAUUCAAGAUCAAAAGAAUAAACUUUGUGAGAACCAACAAUUGGAACAAAUAAAUUCUAAUUUAAAGCACAAACUUCAAGAAGUUCUUCACACUAACUCCGAAUUAGAACUUUCGACGACUCUAGCUAAGGGAAUGGUUGAUGAGCGUUUCGUUCGAGAGAAGAAGGCAUUGGAGAAACUGCAGGAGGCUCUUCUCAUUGCCGAAACUGCCGUUGCCGAAAAAGAAGAAUCCAUUAAACGUGAACAGGUUAUUAAAGAAGAAUGUGAAACUUUAGCCUCCACAAUAGGCCAAGUAAUGGAAGAAGCAGCACGGAAAGUUGAAAAGGACGUUGUAUGUCUUCGAGCGCAAUAUGAAGAAAAGGAGAAGGCAUUAAUGAAAAAACACAAUGAGGUUUUACAAGAACUGGACAAACAAGUGCAGUCAAAACGAUUAGCCGAGGCUCGUUGUAAAGAAAUCGAAGCAAAACUUAACGAUGUACUUAGAGCGAACAACAGACUUGACAGUGAACUUCAAAUUGCAUCUCAAGCUAUAAUAGCAAUGGAACUUAAAUUAGAAGCAACUGAAAACCUGAUGAAAGCAGACAAGACCUCAGACAGGUUUUGUGAGGAGCGAGAACAACAGUUGAGACAAUAUAUAGAAAACAAUAAACAACUGAAAGAAAGAUGGAAAAACACAAUUGAAGAUGUGACAACAAAAUUUAGCAAUGAAAUUCAAAGACUUCAAAAAGAAAAUUCCAACCUCAAGGCAGAAAUCCAUGCCCAACGACUGAAAGUGGAUAAAACAAAUCAUUAAGACUUUUGUUACCUUUUGUUUUUGUUGUUUUAUUGAUUAAAAAAUAAAUAAAUCGCUUUUAAGAAGAA